AGACGGCUCCAGGCAGAGAUCCUGCCCUUCGCCAACUCUGCGACUCCGGACCUCCGGGGCCCCAUGGCCGAUAAGAAACUGGUGGUGGUUUUUGGAGCCACAGGGGCCCAAGGUGGCUCAGUGGCACGCACAUUGCUGGAAGAUGGGACAUUCAGGGUUCGAGUGGUAACAAGGAAUCCUGAGCAGAGAGCAGCCAAAGAGCUGAUGCUGCAGGGCGCUGAAGUUGUGCAAGGAGAUCAGGAUGACGAGGCUAGCAUGGAGCUGGCACUGACCGGAGCUCAUGCCACCUUCAUUGUGACCAACUACUGGGAGAAGUGCAGCCAGGACCGUGAAGUCAGGCAGGGUAAGCUUCUAGCAGAUCUAGCCAAACGCCUGGGCCUCCAUUAUGUCGUCUACAGUGGCCUGGAGAACAUCAGCAAGCUGACAGAGGGAAGGUUGGCAGCAGGCCACUUUGAUGGCAAAGGGGAGGUGGAGGAGUAUUUCCGAGACAUCGGUGUUCCCAUGACCAGUGUGCGGCUGCCUUGCUAUUUUGAGAACCUCCUUUCCUAUUUCCUGCCCCAGAAAGCUGCAGAUGGAGAGAGUUACUUGCUGGACUUGCCCAUGGGUGAUGUCCCCAUGGAUGGAAUGGCGGUGAGUGACCUGGGCCCCGUGGUGCUCAGCUUGCUGAAGAAGCCAGGAGAGUAUGUAGGGCAGAACAUUGGACUCAGCACCUGCAGGCACACUGCAGCAGAGUAUGCUGCCCUGCUGACCAGACACAUUGGCAAGACUGUACACCAUGCAAAGACAACUCCUGAGGAAUACGAGAAGCUUGGCUUCCCAGGGGCCCGAGACUUGGCCAACAUGUUCCGUUUCUAUGCCCUGAAACCUGACCGGAACAUUGAUCUAACCCUGCAACUCAACCCCAAGGCCCAAACACUGGACCAGUGGUUAGUGCAGCACAGAGGGGACUUUGCACAGCUGUGAUCUUGAAGCCCUCAGCUGAGGAUUAAGAGGUACAGCCAUCCUUUCUUGUGUACAGUUUUGUGGUUUUGGAGUUUUUUUUCCCCCCAAAUAAAACCAUUGUUCUCACAGAUAGUU
This is a messenger RNA of Onychomys torridus (southern grasshopper mouse), 1077 nucleotides long. It is a transcript of the gene Nmral1, whose product is annotated as NmrA like redox sensor 1. Lineage: Eukaryota; Metazoa; Chordata; Mammalia; Rodentia; Cricetidae. The transcript is spliced from 5 exons. The coding region runs from base 64 to 963 and encodes 299 amino acids. The record is from RefSeq and is a predicted model, not a curated record.